GAGAUCUCCGAUGGUGAGGGUGCAUUGCACGCGGUCGAGAUCGAAGAAGCAGAGAAGGCCGAGACACGCGGCCAGCAGCGGGGUCCGAAGAACCGUUCAAUCGUGCAUUGGAGUGUGGCGAGACCGACGAACGACCCCCACAAGGGUCUCAGAUGGACGUUUACAUGUCGCCAUUGCAAUGCUGUUCGCUCUUUCACUCGGACUAUCAAGGGAGACGACGCACUCUGGGAAGAUGAGCCUCGCAAGCCAUCGCUGGCGAAUCUGGCUUCACAUCUGAAGCAGGAUCAUCCAGCAGUGCUUCAGGGUGAUGCGGAGACCAACUCAUACCUGGCUGGGAACGGCACAAAGACCAACUUGACUGCUGGAGGCUCGAAGGAUGGCUCCUUCUACAACCGGGAGGACGUGAAGGCCUUCGAGGGGUACAUGCACGGUGGUCCAUUUGACCCGAACGGCUCGGCUACGCAGCAGGGAUUCACAACCGUGAUCGCAGGAUGGUUGCUGUACGAAGACUUACCUUUCACCACUGCCGAAGCAACCUCCUUCAAGAGCUUGAUGCAUUACUGCCGGAUCCGAUUCUUGCUUCCCUCCGACAAGACCGUCCGCACCGAGGCUAUCGACAAUUGGGUGGAGAAGGAGAAGGCCUUUAGAGUGCUGACCCUUCUGCCUGAGGAAUGGGAUCUUAUCAAGGAGUUAGACGAGCUGCUUUCGAUCUUCACCACCGUCACCAAGGAGGUCUCAUACAAGAAUCGACCUACACUCCCUCUCGUCAUCCCGCUCUAUCGCCAGAUGAAAAAGGAGCUCACGGACUACAUGAACAACCCCAACGUCUCGCCUGCAUUGCGCGCUGGUGCCCGAGGAGGACUCGAGAAGCUGAACAAGUACUUCAGGCUCGCUCUAGAGUCCCACUACACGGUUCUUGCAUGCGCAUUCAAAGGAGAAGAUGUUGCGGAGAAAGCUCGCACCAUGCUCGAGCAUGUCUUCAAGGAGUAUGCCAAGACCUACGAGCCACCUGUCGCCUCGUCUGCCCCUCCGAAGUCUCGCUCUGAGCAGCCCUCGAGCUUCCUGCACAAAGCACUGGCAUUUGAAGAGCCCGAUGACGAGAACGAGAACCUGGAUACUGACAAACCUCCCCCGGAGGACAACGUUCUCUCGGAGCUCACUCGCUAUCUCAAGAACGAGGGUGGCAAGGCUGAUGACGAUGACGGAGUGUUGAGAUGGUGGAAGGUGAGCCAGCGAGGCCUCUUUUAA
Messenger RNA from Epithele typhae, 1248 nucleotides. RefSeq lists its product as uncharacterized. The transcript is spliced from 5 exons. The annotation marks the transcript as partial. Lineage: Eukaryota; Fungi; Basidiomycota; Agaricomycetes; Polyporales; Epitheliaceae. The record is from RefSeq and is a predicted model, not a curated record.